This is a messenger RNA of Penaeus monodon (black tiger shrimp), 368 nucleotides long. RefSeq lists its product as uncharacterized. The record is from RefSeq and is a predicted model, not a curated record. The transcript has 2 exons. Bases 55 to 363 code for a protein of 102 amino acids. Lineage: Eukaryota; Metazoa; Arthropoda; Malacostraca; Decapoda; Penaeidae.
ACUUCCUUCGCUCCCGCCGCCUUCAGCGACAGGACGCAAGAGAGGGUCACCAAGAUGAAGGAAGAAGGACGUAGGUUCCUCUUCGUCCAAUAUCCUUAUGUUCCUGUCACGAGCGAGGCGUACGAGGCUGUCAGCGGUGAGAAAUUGCUCCUGAAGCUCAACAACAGUCAACCUUACUACGGCCUGAUCGAAGACACGGUCGUCGGGUAUCCGGAUUACUGCAACGAAAACGCCUUUGCCAACUGGAUGAACAAGACUGACAUCCGGGGACUUUACGCGAACGCUGACGGGGUGAUGCUCUUCCAAAACACGCCGCUCAACACCGCUAUAAUGAACUACUCCCUUUGGAUCGGUGAGGGAUAGGUGGC